Messenger RNA from Pseudonaja textilis, 1315 nucleotides. RefSeq names its product metabolism of cobalamin associated B (gene MMAB). The record is from RefSeq and is a predicted model, not a curated record. Lineage: Eukaryota; Metazoa; Chordata; Lepidosauria; Squamata; Elapidae. Gene Ontology annotation, molecular function: corrinoid adenosyltransferase activity.
GGACAAACUUGGUGGGGCGUUUCGCCCUCGUCCCCGGGCAUGGCUGGCACGGGCUGGCGGCGCGGGGGCUUCCUCCUGGCGCGGGUGGCGGUGGGCGGCGGGGCCAGGAGCCGCGCCUCUUGCCGGGAACCGGGGCCCGACCCGCCCGGUCCGGAUUCCAAGCCCGGGAAAAGCCCCGGAGCCCCCAGGAUCUACACCCGGACGGGAGACCAAGGGUUUUCCAGCACCUUCACCGGGGAGAGGAGAGCCAAAGAUGACCAGGUCUUCGAGGCUCUGGGGACCCUGGACGAGCUGAGUUCGGCUGUCGGCUUAAGUGCUGAAUUUGGCAGUGAAAGCGGCCACACGUUUGUGGAAGAACUCCACAAGGUCCAGUGUAUGCUGCAAGAUGCCGGCUCCAAUGUGGCAACGCCCGUCUCUUCAGCCAGGGAGUCUCACAUGAAGCGGACGUCCUUCAGUGAGAAGCCCGUGCUGGAGUUGGAAAGCUGGAUAGACAAAUACUCCGAUCAGCUCCCACCGCUCACCUCCUUCAUUCUGCCAUCUGGUGGAAAAAGCAGCGCUGCGCUCCAUCUCUCCCGAGCCGUGUGUCGCAGAGCCGAGAGGUGUGUCGUUCCUUUGGUGAAAACAGGAGAAGCAGACGCAAAUGUGGCCAAGUAUUUAAACAGGCUGAGUGACUACCUGUUCGUCUUGGCCCGGUUUGCUGCAAAGCAGGAAGGGAAGAAGGAGCAAAUCUACAGAAGGAUGGAGCCCAAAAACUAAACUCCUGAGUGCAUGUUGUGCAACGAACAACUUUUGAGCUGAUAGAAGGCAAAACAAAGCGUAAAAUCUCGGCAAUUUGAAAUGCUCAGAUCCCUACCUGAAAAGCCAAUAGACACCUACAGAAAUUCAGUCCAGCUUGUAUAUGUGAAUUCAGAGCAACUGUAACGCCUGAAGAUGCCUCUGUGGCUUCUUGGAACACUGGAGGGAAUGGAGGCAGGAGAUUGAGUUCAGUCCCCUUGGCUCCAGUUAAGCAGGAGGUUGCCUGCCAGUUUCCUUUGAAGCUCAAGACAAAAAUGGACCUGGAUUUCUUCCCUCGGCCACGUCCAUCAGGACGUCUUGUCAACAAUCUUGCAAAGUGCAGCUUCUGAGAGACGGGCCUUUUUGGCCAAUGGUCCAGAAUGGAGCCUUGCCAGUAAGCUCCUUCACUGGCUUCUGUUUUUCCCAGUCAUCCGUUUUAAAAAAAAGCGACCGCAGCAUUCAACCAAUUUUUCAACUUUUAUUUCUUGUAUUCAUGAAUUUCCAGUGUGAAGAAUGUGCCAUAACUAAAAAAAUACUAAGU